UUAUGUCAGAACAGAUAUGAUCUCCAGCAAUAAGAUAAAGUGAAAAAAAGAAUUCAAUCACUUUGAGUCUUUGAAGGCGGCUGAAACGUAUCUGCUUCCUGGGUCUUACAGCGGUCCUUUUGGGUUACUAUAUAACAAACACAUUUCAGGGAUAAAAACUAACACAGUCCAAUCCAAAAAAAAUUCCAUUUUGCGCUGAGUAAGAUCUCUAGUGUGUUUGGCUAGACAGAAAGUGAUGGAAACCUUCAAUAACAUAUUCUUCAUCAUUUUCUCCUUAACAUUAACCUUUCUCCGUCUUGAAGCUCUCCAUGAAAAUUGCAAAAAAACAUACUGCAACCCUGGUGGUCCAAGUAUCCAAUUUCCAUUCCAACUAAAAUCAUCCCAAGAGCACCAAAACUCAUAUGGCGAACCAGGGUUCGUGCUCGAUUGUGAAAACAACUCCACCAUUAUUAAUUUCCCAUCUUAUGGUAACUUGGUAGUGAAAUCCAUCUCCUACAAAACCAGAAAGCUUGAUCUUCUUGAUCCAAGAAGCUGUGUCCAUGGAGUUUUUCUCAAUCUCAAUCUCUCGCUCACACCCUUCCAUUACUACUACACUUUGAAAGACUAUACCUAUCUCAAUUGUUCAGCUAGGCUUUCUUCUAAUUCUUUCACCGAGAUUCCUUGCUUAAGUGGUGUUGGACACCAUGUUUAUACUGUAGAACCUUCUUUGGAUGUUCCAUUUUCUUGCCAACCAAUCAAAACCAUAGCUAUUCCUUUUGGUUAUAGUUCUUCUCUUUCUGAUAAUAGUUUUGGUCUGAGAUUAACUUGGGGUUCUCUUGGUCGCGAAGAUUGCGAAGGAAAAGGAAUUCGGUGUGCUUUACAGUCAAAAAAUGGAGGACUUAUUGAAGAAGUACGAGUCCUAUGGAUCAUUGGAAUUUUUGCAGCAGCAGCAUUGAUAAGUCGAAAAAUUUAUUGGUCGGAAAAGACAGAUAGCCAGAAGGAAGAGAGGUACCAAGUUGGGCAUGGGAAAAUACUGGGAGACUAUACAGCCCUCAAAGUUGAAAUUUUUAAUGCUGAUGUUGAUACCGAGCAGCCCCACAAACCAUCAUUAAAUUUAUAAAAGACAAUAGCAAAUAAAUACAGAAGAAGAUCGAAGAUAACAUGGAUAAUAUGCACCAGAAGCGAUGAAUGGUCCUCCUUUGUUAAGUGGCUAAAAUGCCAUUGAACAACAACUGUAGCAGAGCAUUAAAGCAGAACAUAUGAGACAAACAGCAUACAGGGUGAAGAAGUUCCUCCUAUUUUUCUGUGCUUUCAUUGUCGUUUACAAAAUUAUCUUCCUUAAGACAAAUCAGAUUUACGGUUCAAAGAUGUGACAAAACUAUAUCAGAAUUUAUGGGGUUGAUUAUGAUGAAUAACCAUGGUUUUCUCCAUUAAAAUGAUAAUGGUGUAGGGUGAAUCAUUAAUCGAUGUAAAAUCUCCCAUUUUCUCACAAACAUAAACUCCUCUUUUUUUACUUU
Molecule: messenger RNA, 1496 nt
Organism: Ziziphus jujuba (common jujube)
Lineage: Eukaryota; Viridiplantae; Streptophyta; Magnoliopsida; Rosales; Rhamnaceae
Exons: 2
Coding region: 236-1099 (287 amino acids)
Molecular function (GO): polysaccharide binding
Source: RefSeq, a predicted model, not a curated record